UCCAGCACGCAGAAGGAACAAGGUUGCUGUGUGUUAAAGAAAGCGACGGACAGAGCAACCCGACAGAGUUACAAGAAGAAGAAAUAUCUUUGUCAUUUUGUCAACUUCUAAACAUAGUUUCACGCACUUCAGAAAAAAUGCUUCGCAAGACAGGAAUUCUGCUACUUCUUGUGCUCCUUACCUCUGCUUAUGAACUGGACCAGAACGAGUCAUUCUCACCACGGAGGACGCGGGUUUCCACUCAUAGUCCAUCGGACGUGGCCCGGUGUCUGAACAGCGCCCUGCAGGUGGGCUGUGGGGCCUUUGCCUGCCUGGAGAACUCCACCUGCGAUACAGAUGGCAUGCAUGACAUCUGCAAGUCCUUUCUAUACAGUGCUGCUAAAUUUGACACUCAGGGCAAGGUCUUCGUGAAGGAGAGCCUGAAGUGCAUUGCCAAUGGCAUCACCUCCAAGGUCUUCCUCACCAUCCGGCGCUGCUCCACCUUCCAGAGAAUGAUCUCCGAGGUGCAGGAGGAAUGCUACAGCAAGCUGGACAUUUGUGGGGUGGCCAAGCUGAACCCCGAUGCCAUCAGUGAGGUGGCCCAACUGCCCAGCCACUUUCCCAACAGAUACUACAGCAAGCUCCUGCAGAGCCUGAUGGAGUGCGACGAUGAAACGGUCAGCCUGGUCAGGAGCAGCCUGGUUUCGAGGCUAGGUCCCGAGAUGGCCAUGCUGUUUCAGCUGCUGCAGAGCAAGCCCUGCCCCUCUUCCUCCUCCUUGUCCUCUCCUGCUGGGGCCGAAGGCCGCGGCAACUGGCGCUGGCCCAUUGGGCCCCAUGUGUUCAAGAUGCAGCCCAACCUGCGCAGGGAGCCCUCCACUCUCUUUUCUAAGAAGCGUUCUGCAGAUGACAGCUCGUAAUGGUCACACAUGCACUGCAACACCUGCUCUUCCAUGGGGUGUGUAAGAUUCUGAACUUUUACCAAAGUAAAAAAUGAUAUCCGAUCUCACUUAAGUAAAAAUCACAUGCAGUUAUCAUAAAGUUCAUAUCAGACGUAUCAGUAUGAAAAUGUGCUAACUCAUAGUAAAGGCUUACAUGCAUAUGGAGUUCAUGCUUUACAGGGUAAUGAUGCCAACUUAUGAUGCUUAAAAAAACCUGAAAUUAUUAAUUUACAGAAUUUCCCAUAUCAGAUCCAAAGCAUUAUUUUUAUCUCUGAAGCCCAGCAAUCUAUAACCUUGGAAAAACCAUUGUGUUUAGUUGCUUUCUGUUUGAAUCAUUACUCAAAAGUAAAAGAAAACAAAUUUUAAGAAACGUGAAAUUGGACUGCAUGUGAUUUUGACUAAAGGACCAGCAGAGAUCCUAUUUUAUAAAUUAUGAUUACAUUUAAAAAGUGAGCUAGAUUUCACAAGAGUACUUGGUAACACUUUGUUUAAACAGAGAAAUAUCAGGGACAUCUCAUUUGCAUACCACCUUUCUCCUAAGUCACUGAUCAAUCAGCCAUUGUAGUCGCUCCCUGUUUGUUCAAAUUUACUUCAAUGAAAAACUCUCUCCUCCAGCCUUGGUUAAUGCAGUUUCCUGUCUCUUGCCCUCCUGUGUCACAGUAAAUAGCAUCCCACUGGAGCCAGAAGCAACAAUCUUUGGUGUCAUGGGUUCACUAUAUCCCACGCACAUAAUAUUAAAAUAAAAAUCAAAGUGAGUUGUUCCCUUGGCAUGAAGAAAUAUUCCAAACGCAUAUCUGGAGAUAUUUAUGUUUUAAUAACAUACAAGCUGAAUGUUUGGUACUAUAGUUCCUGUAAAGUAUUCUAUAUUGAAGUUUGACACAGGAAACUGUAUUACUUUGAAUUACAUCAAUAUAACUACAAAAGAUGUUACCAGAUUUUGCCAGAAAGAACCCAUAUUAACUUAAGUGUGCAAUGUGUAAUUGUAGAGUACCCAAUGGACCAAAUGAUUUCCAAGGACAGAUAUUAAUAGCUUCUCUGUACUCAUAAUAAAGAGCAGAGGUGAAUUCCUAUGUAACUGGGCAUCUGUGUAGAUUGUAAGGAAUAUGAAAUGACUAUUUAAAAGCAGUUUGUUAUAUUAUUGAUAUUUAUUUUCCUACUUGCUAAUUCUAUUUUAUUUAAUAUAUUCAUGUUAUUUGAUGAAAUUGCAGUUGAUAUUACUUUUGUAUGCUAGAAUUAGGUUAGAACUUUAAAAAAUAUGGUUCUGUUUUCGCUCCCAUUAAAAUGGGACAUGCUGAAUCUUAAUGAGAUGACAUUCUCCAAGGUGUCUUUUAAUUGGCUGAAUAGGAUACAUGUUAUGACUCUGUGCUGGCCAUAGACGAACAUGUAUACCAUUCUAGUCAGAAACUUCUUAGGUAGUGUGAUAAGGGACCAUAUCUGAAACGACACUACUUUUAAGCUUGUAACGCCUGUCUUAUCAGAAUCUAUAAGAUUAGAUACACUGCAGGACCUUUGAAAUUGUUGUUGCAUUUAUUAAAAUCCCAAAGGAACUAAAUUAGGCAGAAUUAACCAAGUAGAUUUAAAGAAAGUGUGCUGUUGAGAUUUCUUUGUAAUAAAAUUAAUAAGACUCGGUUACACGCUAUGUAAGAAAUUGCAAGGUGUCACUUUUCCAGUUUUGUUACACUAUGCAGUAUAUUGGUAAAAAGGUUUAAUCACUCCUCUGUAAAGAUUACAAGAAAAUAAAACAAAGCAAAACAAAAUUUGAAUUUGAUCAAAUUCUUGCAAUAGGGGAAUAAGCUGCAGAGAGCUUAACUUUUGUUUGCUAGGGAUUUCUCAGCUGGUAUUUUCCUUACAAAAAGCUUAUGUGCUGAAAAGCACAAGGUCUGAAGCAUCACAGUACACAGUCAUGCUUCAGGUAAGAAGACAUAGUGUUGCCAUAGCAGCACAGGCCAAAAACAUUUCCAGGCCUCUCUUGUUCAUAUAUGACCUCGAUGCCUGGCAAUGUGAAUGUACUGGUUCCCAUCUUUGUGGGAAGAGUCAAAAAGAACUCCCAUCUCCACACUUCUGAUCUGUGGAUCAGAAAAGCUAAAUAAAUUCUGCAUAAAUUCCAAUUUUUGUUUCUUCAAAAGAACAUUUUGAUAUUUUCUGUUUUAGUUGCUUUAUGGGGUACAGAUCCUUAUUUAGUUAGCUGAGCAAUGAAUAUAUUAGAUAUAAAGAAAAAAUUAAGAAGUAGAAAAACCAACACAGAAACUGUACAUGCAACACAUGCAGUGUGUAUCCAGAAACGGUUUCCCUUUAACAUGCACUUUGUUCUCUCUUAUGACCACUAUACAAGGGCAUUUAAGCAUUCAGCACUUGCCAUUACUCAGUCAUUUUUCUAAAGAGUAUGCUUAAGGUAAAACAUCAGUACAUUUAAUAGGCUUGUGCUUCUAGACACAGUCCUAUGGGUUUAAAUGUUUCCUGUAUUUCUGAAACACCAGUACCAUCACACAGCACUAUAUGUGCUGCUAUACAAAGACAAUUUCUCAGCUGUGUGAUAUGGAGUAACUCCUGUUUACUUUGCACAGUAAAUCUAACAAAAUCUAAUUUGGUUCCUAAACACCUUGCAAGUUUAUGCAGAGGUCAAAUUAUAAAAAUGUUCACCUUUUUCAGAGCUAUAAAUUCCAGUGGAAGCUUGGGAAAGAAAAGAAUUAGCUUUCCUGUGUGAAUAUUUUAAUUUGAUUAAGGAGUAAAUUACUUUGAUUUUGUUAAGGAUUUCUGUCUGUAUUUAUGUGGCAUAAGAAUAGCUCUUAAGGGGCAAAAGAGUUCCACCCUUUUUGCUUGAUUGUUGUUGGGAUCCCUGCUUAACACACAUUGCCAUCUGCUGGAGAAAUACUGAAACUGAUGCUUUGAAUAGGAUUUUCUAAUGCUCUUCUUCCUCUGCGUAUGACUCAAAGAGCUGAAAGGCUUAGUAAACCUUAGAGAAUGUACAUCAGGUUUGUGUCAGUCAAAUGUUGGAGAGUGGGUGCCUAAGUUUCUUAAAAGUUGAUAAAUUCACAAAAUGUAAAAUGUAGACUAGUGUAUCUAGUCCGUAAAGGUAUAAUGUUAACAACUACGAAACCUAGAUCUCCAACUCUAAAUGCAGUGGUAUGAAUCUCUGGUGGAAGAGGGGUUUUGGAGAGUUGUUAACACUUGCUUUAAAGACUAAUACUUCUCAACUAUCUGAAUCAAUGAGAGGAGAAGAUAUGAUAAAUAUGCAGAGGAGCUAUAUUUAACAGGGCCAGACUGAAUUGAAAAUAAAACACACCUCUCAAUAUUCUCUGAUGCCAAGUAUAGACCCCACCCAUGAAGACUCUCCAGUGGAGCAGACUGCUCUAUCGGUUAGUCAUUUCAUCACCUCUAGUUCAGUCAGUGGAAACAAAGUUCUGACCACACUGUCGGGGUUUUGCCAUGGCAGAAGCAGUUUUGCACUUGGAGGUGGAAAAUAUGGCAUUUAUUUCAGUAGGAAGCUAACUUGGAAAUGUUUCUCUUGUCCAGAGUUCUGAGAACUCAAAGGGCAAACAGGUGCCUUAGCUGAGGUUUGGGCACUCCUACCUGUAUGUAAGAGUAAUGAAAUUACGGUACUCCUUUCUUUCCUAUCAAGACUUGAAAUGAAUCACAUUUUCCACUUAGGGGCUAUAUUAUGCCAGUUGACACUUUAGUCAUAUUCUUUCCACAUGCUUUGUAAUCCAAACACUUAUAUUUGCCAAUCAGUUGAAUCAGACAAUCAACGGGUGAUCAGUUUCUGGAGAUUUUUGUUGAAGUACACUAUGUACGCAUGAUUGAACAUUGUGAUUUAUUUGCACUUUAAAAUGUUUUUUUUUAUUUCUUCUUUGUGCCACUCAUUUGCAGCUAUGUAUUUAAAACUGAGAAAGACAAAUACAUCGACUAUGUUUUGUUUGGCUGAUUAAAGGAAUAAAGAAUGAUCUUAUCUGGCAUAUGUCAUUGAA
This is a messenger RNA of Lepisosteus oculatus (spotted gar), 4882 nucleotides long. It is a transcript of the gene stc1, whose product is annotated as stanniocalcin 1. NCBI's taxonomy places the organism in Eukaryota, Metazoa, Chordata, Actinopteri, Semionotiformes, Lepisosteidae. Gene Ontology annotation, cellular component: extracellular region. The record is from RefSeq and is a predicted model, not a curated record. Gene Ontology annotation, biological process: intracellular calcium ion homeostasis. Gene Ontology annotation, molecular function: hormone activity.